Molecule: messenger RNA, 984 nt
Organism: Sarcophilus harrisii (Tasmanian devil)
Lineage: Eukaryota; Metazoa; Chordata; Mammalia; Dasyuromorphia; Dasyuridae
Product: vomeronasal type-1 receptor 4-like
Biological process (GO): G protein-coupled receptor signaling pathway
Cellular component (GO): membrane
Molecular function (GO): pheromone receptor activity
Source: RefSeq, a predicted model, not a curated record
AUGCUACCAAAAAACAUUUGUCUUGGGAUUGUAUUUCUCUUUAUGACCAUAGUUGGGAUUACAGCAAACUUCUUCCUCUUUAUCUCUUAUAUGUUAAAUAUCCUUGCUGGCCACAAGAUAAGUUCUUUGAUUCAUAUUUUUACCCAGCUAAUCUUGGUGAACAUUAUUAUGCUUGUUAGCAAGGGAAUCCCACAAAUAUUGCAGGGUCUGCGGAAGAACUAUUUCCUGGAUGAUGUUUGUUGCAAAGUUGUAUUUUACAUUCGCAAAGUGAGUGAAGGUCUUUCAAUUUCCUUGACUUGUCUCCUGUGUAUCUUUCAGGCCAUCACCAUCAGUCAUGGUAAUUCCAGAUGGAUAAAGCUCAAAGUCAGAGCCAUACAACAUAUUACCCACUCCUAUCUCUUUUGCUGGAUUCUCAAUCUGCUGAUAGAAAUACCUGUGUCAUUAAGUGUAAGAGGACCAAAAAGCAAUAGCAACAUUACAAAUGCAUUUGAGAGUAUGUUUUGUACUUUAGAACACGUUGUAAAUAUUUAUUUGAUAAUGAUCAUUUUUAGAAAUGUGCUUUGUUUCGGGCUCACGGGCUUUGCUAGUAGCUACAUGGUGCUUCUCCUACACAAACACCACCAGCAUGCUCAAAAAAUUAGGAGCACCAACCUCUCAUUCAGAAAGCACCCUGAGAUCAGAGCCAUCCAAACUAUCCUUUUACUGAUGAACACAUUUGUCAGCUGUUAUGCAUUCACUUCCAUUUUUACUCUUUGUGUCAGUUAUUUAGGCCAAAAAUUUCCUUGGAUGUUGCCUACUGCCAUCUUUUUUUCAUUAUGUUAUCCAGCCAUCAGUCCCUUUGUAUUGAUCCCAAGAAUGCCCAGGACUCCCUGAACAGUUUUCACCAAGAAAAAGCCUCAUUCUCACACUGGCGUCAACUGUAACAUUGGAAUCAUCAUUAUAAAAUGCAAACUCCUAACAUCCCAAAUGUUCUUGAAAUUGUGA